Messenger RNA from Sebastes umbrosus (honeycomb rockfish), 2126 nucleotides. It is a transcript of the gene avpr1aa, whose product is annotated as arginine vasopressin receptor 1Aa. Gene Ontology annotation, cellular component: membrane. The coding region runs from base 157 to 1371 and encodes 404 amino acids. Gene Ontology annotation, molecular function: vasopressin receptor activity; peptide binding. Gene Ontology annotation, biological process: G protein-coupled receptor signaling pathway; regulation of systemic arterial blood pressure by vasopressin; positive regulation of vasoconstriction. Lineage: Eukaryota; Metazoa; Chordata; Actinopteri; Perciformes; Sebastidae. The transcript is spliced from 3 exons. The record is from RefSeq and is a predicted model, not a curated record.
GCAACUCCAGCAGAGUUUAAAAAGGAGCAGCAGCAGCAGCCACAAGUCAGAGAGCAGAGGAUCCCUCUCAGAGAGCAUCAGGUAGCUCCAUACAUCCGGAUCUAGGAGGCUCCUCGCAGCCCCUCUGGAUCUGGAUCUGCAGAGGGGCUCAGUGCCAUGCACACUGCGGACUAUGCACUUCUCCUGAGCAGCAACAACCACUCUCUGACAAUGGAAACACCUGGAAACAACACCACCACCGUGCACCUGAACGGAUCCGAUCCGUUUGCGCGCAACGAAGAUGUGGCUCAGCUGGAGAUCCUGGUCCUCAGCAUCACCUUCGUGGUGGCUGUGAUCGGCAACGUGAGCGUCCUGCUGGCGAUGUACAACACCAAGAAGAAGAUGUCUCGCAUGCACCUGUUCAUCAAACACCUGAGCCUGGCUGACCUGGUGGUCGCCUUCUUCCAGGUGCUGCCGCAGCUCUGCUGGGACGUCACCUUCCGCUUCUACAGCCCGGACUUCCUCUGCAGGAUCGUAAAGCACCUCCAGGUGAUGGGGAUGUUUGCAUCCACCUACAUGAUGGUGAUGAUGACCCUGGACCGCUACAUCGCCAUCUGCCACCCUCUGAAAACCCUCCAGCAACCCACCAAGCGCUCCUACAUCAUGAUUAUCUCCACGUGGAUGUGCAGCCUGGUGUUCAGCAGCCCGCAGUACUUCAUCUUCUCCCUGAGCGAGGUCAAGAACGGCUCCAACGUCUACGACUGCUGGGCACACUUCAUCGAGCCGUGGGGCGCCAAGGCCUACAUCACCUGGAUAACCGUGGGCAUCUUCCUCGUGCCCGUGGUCAUCCUCAUGAUGUGCUACGGCUUCAUCUGCCACAGCAUAUGGAAAAAUAUCAAAUACAAGAAAAGGAAAUCGACGGCCGGCGCAGCGAGCAAGAACGGGCUAAUCGGGAAGAAUUCAGUCAGCAGCAUCACGACUAUAUCAAGAGCCAAGCUGAGGACUGUUAAGAUGACUUUUGUGAUCGUGUUGGCGUACAUCGUUUGCUGGGCGCCGUUUUUCACAGUGCAGAUGUGGUCCGUGUGGGAUGACAACUUCCAGUAUGCUGAUUCUGAGAACACAGCGGUGACUCUGUCUGCGCUCCUUGCCAGUCUCAACAGCUGCUGCAACCCGUGGAUAUACAUGAUCUUCAGCGGUCACCUCCUCCAGGAUUUCGUGCACUGCUUCUCCUGCUGCCGCAAAAUCAACGCUAACUUCAAGAAGGAGGACUCGGACAGCAGCCUCCGCAGAACAACGCUGCUGACUAAGAUGACCAAUCGGAGCCCUACGGGCAGCUCUAGCAACUGGAGAGAGCUGGAGAACUCUCCCAAGUUCUCCAUUCAAGCGGAGUAAACACACACAGCCAGGCAACAGCGGUUUACUUGGGUUGGGAAUGGAAACAUGUCUGGGAGUGGCAUCAAGGUACACAUAUCAACUCAUCUUAACUUUGGGCAUGACUGGCAGUGACUGAAAUGUCCCUCAAACUCCAAAACUAUGAAACAAAUCAAGCUUUUUGCGUGGAAGUCAGGAAACAGAGCGAAGAAAUGUGGUGUAAACUGAGAAUUUGCCACAAGGAGAGAGAAUAUGGACACAUUACCUGUGUCUUUUCUACAUAACCUCGGCAAAAAUAUUAGAAAAACAUUGGGAAAAGAAGAGAAACUGCAAAGUUUGACUUCUAAUUUAUUAAGUUUGUAUAUCACCACACCUGUUUGUAAUGGCACUACACGCUGUUUUUACAGUAAUUUGUUGAAUUUAGUUGUAAUACUUGAAGUAUUCUUUAGUCCAGAGUCCCAACGUGAUUUCUUUCUGAUACUUUUAAGAAAGAAAAUGUUUUUCCAGGAAUACUGAUGCUUUUAGUGGUGGUUAUGUUUCCCCGCGGUGCCGCCGAACACCCUUUCCUGUUGGAGUGUUUACAGAGAUAAAACGUAUUAUAGCAGCCAGGAAGUGCGCGGUGGUGAAAACGACUCUUCCAGACCGCACGUCUCUAAGUAACCGAGGCAGUCACCUCAUCCUUUGUGAUUAACUUUCCAUUUUGCUGUGCUUUCUCAGAAUCACAUUUUAGUGGUUUAUGUAAGAAACAAAACUUUGCUUUUGCUAUCACAAAAAAA